This is a messenger RNA of Cebus imitator (Panamanian white-faced capuchin), 1617 nucleotides long. RefSeq names its product meiosis specific with OB-fold (gene MEIOB). Bases 5 to 1336 code for a protein of 443 amino acids. Gene Ontology annotation, biological process: resolution of meiotic recombination intermediates. The transcript is spliced from 12 exons. The record is from RefSeq and is a predicted model, not a curated record. Gene Ontology annotation, molecular function: single-stranded DNA 3'-5' DNA exonuclease activity; single-stranded DNA binding. NCBI's taxonomy places the organism in Eukaryota, Metazoa, Chordata, Mammalia, Primates, Cebidae.
AACAAUGGCAAACUCCUUUGCAUCAAGGACCCUCACUGCCCUUUCAGAUCUGCAGCCAAAUAUGGCUAAUCUGAAAAUAAUCGGUAUAGUUAUUGGGAAAACAGAUGUCAGAGGAUUUCCAGACAGAAAAAAUAUUGGAUCAGAAAGAUACACUUUCAGCUUCACCAUUCGGGAUUCACCAGCACAUUUUGUAAAUGCAACUUCCUGGGGCAGUGAAGAUUACAUCAAGUCUCUUUCUGACAGCUUUAGGGUUGGUGAUUGUGUGAUAAUUGAAAAUCCUCUGAUCCAAAGAAAGGAUAUAGAAAGAGAAGAAAAAUUCAGCCCUGCAACUCCUAGCAAUUGUAAACUAUUUCUCAGUGAGAAUCACUCAACAGUAAAAGUUUGUUCCAGUUAUGAAGUGGACACAAAGUUACUUUCUUUGAUACAUUUACCCGUUAAAGAGUCUGGUGAUUAUUAUUCGUUGGGUGACAUUGUUGCAAAUGGACACAGUCUUAAUGGGAGGAUUAUUAGCCUGCUUGCAGCUGUGAAGUCGAGCUGCCCAGAAACCGGAGAGGGAGUCUUUUUUGUUGUUGUUGUUGUAAAUAAUGUGUCACUAUCGGUUUUUUCUAGUAUAUUCAAUUUGUAUUACUUCUUUUUAAACAAAUGCAGUUGGGAUAAUGAAUCCAUUCUACUUGCACAGUGCUGGAUGCCACGAGAAACAGUAAUAUUUGCCUCGGAUGUAAGAAUAAAUUUUGACAAAUUUCGAAACUGCAUGACAGCAACUGUAAUCUCAAAAACCAUUAUUACAACUAAUCCAGAUACACCAGAAGCUAACAUUCUACUGAAUUUUAUAAGAGAAAAUAAAGAAACAAAUGUUCUGGAUGAUGAAAUUGACAGUUAUUUCAAAGAAUCCAUAAAUGUAAGUACAAUAGUUGAUGUCUAUACAGUUGAACAAUUAAAGGUAAAAGCUUUGAAGAAUGAAGGAAAAGCUGAUCCUUUCUAUGGCAUCCUUUAUGCCUACAUUUCUACACUGAACAUUGAUGAUGUAACUGCAAAAGUGGUUCGAAAUAGAUGUUCCAGCUGUGGUUAUAUUGUAAAUGAAGCAUCUAACAUGUGCACAACUUGUAACAAAAACUCCUUGGACUUUAAAUCUGUCUUUGUCAGUUUUGAAAUGCUGAUCGAUCUGACUGAUCACACAGGUACCCUUCAUUCCUGUAGUCUCACAGGAAAUGUUGCUGAGGAGACUUUGGGCUGCACGUUUGUUGUAUCACACAGAGCAAGGAGUGGAUUGAAAAUUAGUGUACUGUCAUGCAAGCUUGCAGAUCCCACUGAGGCGAGCAGAAACUUGUCUGGAUAAAAACAUGUUUAAAAUAGUCUAUCAUUUUAAACUCUGGAAAAGUAUAGGAGUUUUACCUCCCUUUAAAAUAGAAUAAUAAUUUGAAAAUUAUGGGGAAAAUUAUGUUUUGUUUACAUGUGACUAACCUGUUUCUAGAAACUGUUAUGGUGGAGCUGGUCUGGGGCGAGUCUGAAGGCCUCUCUCAUCUGACCCCCUUUCCUAGAAGGCCUCCUACUGGCUUUGCCUUGUCUCCUCCCAAGUUGCAAAAUGUUUACAUGAAUUAAUAAACAUUUAGUCUUCUA